AUGGCUUUGAAGCGUAUCAACAAGGAGCUCGCCGACCUGGGUCGCGACCCUCCUUCUUCGUGCUCAGCCGGCCCCACGGGUGACAACAUGUUCCAGUGGCAAGCCACGAUCAUGGGUCCUGGUGACUCUCCCUUUUCCGGAGGAGUAUUCUUCCUCAACAUCACCUUCCCAACCGACUACCCCUUCAAGCCGCCCAAGGUCUCCUUUUCGACGAAGAUCUACCACCCGAACAUCAACUCCAAUGGUUCCAUCUGUCUCGACAUUCUGCGAGACCAGUGGAGCCCGGCCCUCACCAUCAGCAAGGUGCUGCUCAGCAUCUGCUCGAUGUUGACUGACCCGAACCCGGACGACCCGCUUGUGCCGGACAUUGCGCACUUGUACAAGACGGAUAGGGCCAGGUAUGAGAGUACCGCGAGGGAGUGGACGAGGAAGUACGCUAUGUAG
Messenger RNA from Jaminaea rosea, 444 nucleotides. Its product is annotated as ubiquitin-conjugating enzyme E2. Gene Ontology annotation, biological process: ubiquitin-dependent protein catabolic process; protein polyubiquitination. Gene Ontology annotation, molecular function: ubiquitin conjugating enzyme activity. Gene Ontology annotation, cellular component: nucleus. The record is from RefSeq and is a predicted model, not a curated record. NCBI's taxonomy places the organism in Eukaryota, Fungi, Basidiomycota, Exobasidiomycetes, Microstromatales. The transcript is spliced from 3 exons. Bases 1 to 444 code for a protein of 147 amino acids.